AUGUCGAACAUAUCGACCAUGGCAUCUCCGUUAUCCGAGCACGAGCACGAGCACGCAAUGGUCCAAGGGCCACCUCUCGAGAAGCGGGCGGUGCCGCCUCCACCGACCGACGCGACGUUCAAAAACACGGUCCUGGCCCGGGUCAAUGCCUAUCGGGCCUUGCACUCUGCGCCGGCCGUGACGUGGGACAAUGCGCUUGCGCAGGCGGCCAAGACGGCGGCGACGAGCACCGUGCCCAAUUUCACGCUGUGGCUGAAAAAGGGUCUGGACUGGUGGUACGGCGAGGUGCGCGACUACUACUCGUGGGCGGCGGACCACUCGGGCCAGUACCACUUCACGCAGCUGGUGUGGAAGGCCACGACGAAGAUCGGGUGCUCGUGGUCGGCGAACCAGUGUGCCACGGCCCACGGCGAUUAUUACCUGGUGUGUGAGUUUCAGCCCAAGGGGAACAUUGCGGGACAGUUUGGGGGUAAUGUCUUGGAUGCGUGA
Messenger RNA from Fonsecaea nubica, 489 nucleotides. RefSeq lists its product as hypothetical. The coding region runs from base 1 to 489 and encodes 162 amino acids. The record is from RefSeq and is a predicted model, not a curated record. The transcript is spliced from 2 exons. Lineage: Eukaryota; Fungi; Ascomycota; Eurotiomycetes; Chaetothyriales; Herpotrichiellaceae.